ACGAGAUGGUGGUGGGAGUGACGUGAGGCGGUGCGUUUCCUUUUUCUGUGAGCGAAGCACUGGCUGGAGAGGCUGUGGAAUCUAUGAAGAUACCAUUGAAAUGUGGUCUGGACACGGUCCUGGGCAACCUGCUCGAGUUGACUCUGCUUGAGGGGAUGGAUCACAUCUUCCUGAGUUUUACAGGGAGCAGCAAUUCACAGAAAAUAAUGUUUGAGAAUGCACAUAAAUAACAAAAAUAAAGGAGCAUCUAUAACCACGUCUUCUAGAAGUUUUUAACCUCCGGCUUAUUUUCUAAAGAUUUGAGACCUAGCCUUUGCCUCUUAAUCUGGUCAGAGUAUGAAUGAAUGCAGUUCACCAAAGAAGCAAUACUGAAAGUAUUCUCCAAGUUAGCACUUCUGUCACUGACCAGGAAAGAGAAGCCUGAGAUGAAAUGUCCCAGAAAUAGUGAGUGAAGGAAGAACUACUUGGAGUGCUGCAAAAUGUUUUCAAGAAUAAGAAUGCUUGGACAAGAUCUUUCUGAUAAGUGGCACAGUAGGACCCACUAGCUUCUCUCUGGCCACGCAGAACAACGUGCCAGAUACAGAUGAAGGCAAAAACCACUUGGAAGGCAAGGUUCAAAUGAAGUGGAAGAAACAUGUUUCUGAAAAAUGUAAGGACAGGUGCUUCAGAAGUAGAACCAGAUCCACACAUCACUGGAUUGGAGCUAUACCAAUGCUGCUACCAGUCAAUAUCUGUACAAACAACUGCACCCAAUGGAAAUUUCUGAAGAGGAAAAUCUUACAGAGAUAUUCAGCAUCUCACCUUAAAUGUUUUUUAUAAUAGUAAGUGUCUGCAAUGUAGUACAGAAUAGAUAUACACUGGCAAUAAGAAAAUAAAAGGCCCGUCCAAAGUUACUUCUGGAGAAAUAAUGAGAUGCUUAACAUUGAUUUCAUUAGAAGAAGAGAUACUGCCCAGCACUUCCUCCCACUGGUGGAUUUUUAAGCUUGGUUUUCAGAAAUUCCCUUUAGAAUACGAACAGUUGCUUUGUGUUUUUCUCUACCCAAUGUGUGAUAAAUGCAGUUAAAAAUAAAAGGAACUGCAUUAUGUGAAAUCCAAAUUAAAAUCUCACACGGUAUUUUGAUAAAGUAAUUCUUGAUUUCAGUGGAGUUACUCUUAGAUUUGCUGUUGAUCUCAUUAUACUCUUACGAGAUCGAAAACAGCUAAGCUGAUUGGCACUGGGAGGAGGUGUUGCAAUCCAUUUUCCAUUCUGGAAGGUAUUUCUUUAUGUUGUACACUGUAUUUGCCAGGUUUGUAAAAUUCUACCUCAAUAUUUAAGGAAAUAAUCUGUAUCACAGUCUUAAAUAGAGCACAGUAUGCAUAAUUCCUUGUUUCGGUGCUUAUUUUACAGAAAAUCCCAUUCUGGUUUCACUUCUGUGACUUGCCUCUUUUUGUUGGUGCUGCUCUUUUAGUUCCUCCUUUAAUUAUUUGGACCCAGACUUUAAAAUAAAACGUUCUGACAUCAUAGUAACAAAGUAGUACUUAGAUAUUCUUUGGUUAGACAGUGAAGAACUUCUGAUUCACAAAAUAUUUGAAUACUGCAUUAAGUACCGAGUUUUCUAGGGGGUUAUGUCAUGGCAUAUUGAUGGCACAGCAGGACAAUGAAAUCAUAUGUUUUCUGAGAAGCAGACUGUUUCCUCCUAACCCUAUAUGCAGACUACUCUGGUGGUUUUGUUUGGUUGAAGAACAUAAGAAAAACAACUACCUCUCACUUUAUUGCACUUCUCACUGCAAAGGCUGGUUUCUUCAUAUCAGCAUGUUUCUAAAGCACAAUCAACAGUUCUCUCCUGAAUUUUUAGAAAAGAGAUUACUUGAAGACAGAGAGUACUAUAAUUUUUCAUGCUUUAGAACGGAAUUUCAUAUCAAACAUCUGAUGCACAUUUGUGGUUUAUCUGCCACUCUUCUGACUUUUUCUUCUUUAUAAAAUGUCCAGCUAUUCACAUAAACAAAAGCAUAAGAAGGUUUCUUUCUCCUCGCUCUCCUCACAGGCAGCCUUAACCAAGUAGCAAGCUUUUUUAAAAAGGGAGACUUCCAAAAAACCAUCUCCAUGCUGUAAAAUCUGCUAGGUGUGGUGGAUGUGUAAUUAAGAGGAAAGCCAGGCACAACGCUGUAUUCUAUUUUUGCUUUGUAUGCAAAAAUGCAUACUGUUUUCCUAAACAGAAGAAACGUAUGCGGUCUGAUGUUUGUGAGCUUUAGGAUGUGAGGUCACAUGCCUUACUAGACUACAUAGUAUCAGUUAGGGAAGUUUCUCCAAGUUUGCUUUCUUGCAUGGUCAGAAUAAAAGCAGAGCGCAAGGUGCCAAGGAUAUUGCCUUCCAAAAAGGUCUGAAGAAUAUCCAGAAUGAGUCAAGCUGAGGAAACCAGUACCCACAUGACAUGGAACACCGUGAAGCUGGUAGUUUGCAUGAUACUGAGCUUGUCAUUUAUUAUUGGGACUCCUGGAAAUUGCAUUGUCAUCUGGACUGUUUGUACUAAAAUGAAGCAAAUGUCUCCUUCAGUCCUGCUGAUCUUGAACCUGGCCAUUGCAGAUAUCCUCGUACUGAUUACUUUGCCUAUCUGGAUUUACUCCUUUGCUGACUCAUGGGUUUUUGGAAUCAUCUUCUGCAAAAUACUGGUCUUUGUUAUUUACUGCAGCAUGUAUGCUAGUAUAUUUCUGAUUACAGCACUGAGCCUGGAGAGAUUAAUGGCUGUGUUUUACCCUUUUGCUGUUCAGAGAUACAAAACGAAGGAGAAGACUUCUUUAAUCAUGGUCCUCAUUUGGUUCCUGUCUGUAGCUUUUGGUAUUUCUAUCAUUCCAUUUCAAGAGACAGACGAAAUCAACGGUGGACAGCAAUGCACGUGUCGCAACUACUCUUCUACUAAACAGAAAGUGUCGUAUCUUUUGCUGGAAACUCUUGCAGGUUUCAUAAUUCCUUUUUUAAUUAUAUGCAUCUCUUAUGUGUGUGUUGCAAAAAGAAUAAGCAAAAUGACUUACCAAUCGAAGCAGCGAUCAGAACGGCUCAUUACCAGCAUUGUGGUGGCAUUCAUUUUAUGCUGGUUUCCUCAUCAUCUUUUCAACAUCCUAGAUAUUAUUUCAAUUGAGAUAGAGCACUCUGAGGAAACGUAUUUGACUCUGGAAAAAAUUGUAGACGUAGGAGAGUAUAUUUCUGGAGCACUUGUGUUUGUCAGUAGCUGCAUUAACCCUCUACUUUAUGCUUUUGCUGCACGAAAAUUUCAGAAUCACCUGAGAAUUGCCAAGAUAUCAAAGCUCUUUGAACAGAUGAGUCAGACUGUAACAGACGAAGACAAGAAAAAGAGUCAUUCUGUAGCCAAACAAGAGACUGUUUCAGUAGGCAUGGAAAAUCUCUAACAAAGAACAUAAGCUUAGUAAAUAAUGGGAUUCUGGGGCAUCCACUCAGUAGUUCUUACAUCUAGAGACAAGUAAAUGUUAUUACAGUUCUGUAUGUUUUAAAAGAGUUGUCAGUAACAACCCUGUUUGGUUCCUAAGCUGGUAUCCACGUCACAAAAUCAAGCACCUCAGUGAUGCUGAGAACCUCAUCAAGGUGGCUGAAAGUUUGAAGUGCAAGGAAUGCAAUAUUUUUACUCUGCAGUAGAGUUGUGAUUUUUAGAAAAAAUGUAGAAAACAAACAACAUUUACAUGGAAAACAAAAUUUGGAAAUUUAAAACUUAAUUGUUUUGUGGAGCAAAACCUGAAGUGGUCAAAAAGUCCCCAUAUAUAUAAUCUGAAGUUCUAAGUGAGCAAGCUUGGAUUCUUAUUAGGGGUAAGAAUGGAUUUCAAGAUUAUUAACGACACAUAACAUUUGUGGGUAGAUGGAAAACAGAGCUACUUUUAUACAGGACUUCAUUUAGGUUUAAAAGUAACAGGGGUUGUUUACACAACUUCAUUUACAGAAGAAUCUUACGUUAAGUAUUAGGUAUGGCAUGCGCUUUCAGAAGAAGGUACAAGAAAUCUGUGUUUCAUUACAGUUACAGACCUCAUGCUAUAUUUGAUCUAGAGUAUGUUGCAUACUUUAGUAGCAACUAAACUAUGAAUAUAUCUAAUAUUUAUACUAUGAGUAUUCUCAAAUGGUUUGACUCAGUUAAGCUCACAAGAUGUCUGUUCAAGGUCUGGAGGAAUUUAAUCAAAGCCUACUGUUUGGGAAGGAGACACUGCUGAGAUUUUUUUGCAUGCAAGAAUGUUAUGGCAGUAGUACAAAGUACCUAACAUCCUAAGAAUUUCACCUUGCACAUAAAAGCUUGUUUUUUUCUAUUCUAGAAAAGAGCAGAACUUGCUUUAAAUAAACAAAUAAAUUAGGACUUUUGAGGAACUUAUUUUUGUUUUGUGCAUGCAAACUCACUGUGAAAAGACUGCAUGGCAUCAAAUGUUUGCUUUCAACAAGUAUUUUUAAUUUCUUCUGUGCUUGACAUUUUUUAUACUUACUUGUGCUUGUUUUUUUAACCAAUGAUUUGUAAUAAGAUGAAGAUAACUACUGACUACUAAGAUUUACUGUUAAUAUCUUAAUAUUGUUAUAUCCUGCAGAUUGUGUUUUGGACAGCUGCAAAUAGUUUUGUAACUCAUAUUUACAAAGAAAUUGUGAAGGACUAACUAGAACUUCAUUUUCAAGAGCUAAUUAUAUAACAGAUGUGGAAAUUUGAGUUAUGUCAAUUUAGCUUGUGAACUGGAAUAACACAGGGAAAUAAAAUCCUUAUAUGUUAA
Gallus gallus (chicken) is the source of this 4731-nucleotide messenger RNA. RefSeq names its product ras GTPase-activating-like protein IQGAP1-like. Bases 2377 to 3384 code for a protein of 335 amino acids. Gene Ontology annotation, molecular function: G protein-coupled receptor activity. Gene Ontology annotation, biological process: G protein-coupled receptor signaling pathway; immune response. NCBI's taxonomy places the organism in Eukaryota, Metazoa, Chordata, Aves, Galliformes, Phasianidae. The record is from RefSeq and is a predicted model, not a curated record. The transcript is spliced from 8 exons. Gene Ontology annotation, cellular component: membrane.